This is a messenger RNA of Cuculus canorus (common cuckoo), 3942 nucleotides long. RefSeq names its product integrin subunit beta 3 (gene ITGB3). The transcript is spliced from 15 exons. Gene Ontology annotation, cellular component: cell surface; focal adhesion; integrin complex. Lineage: Eukaryota; Metazoa; Chordata; Aves; Cuculiformes; Cuculidae. Gene Ontology annotation, molecular function: fibronectin binding; integrin binding; fibrinogen binding. The record is from RefSeq and is a predicted model, not a curated record. The coding region runs from base 306 to 2648 and encodes 780 amino acids. Gene Ontology annotation, biological process: integrin-mediated signaling pathway; cell migration; cell adhesion mediated by integrin.
UGUAGGUCACCAGUGCCUGUGCUUGCUGCCAGGCUUUAUUAGGUCCUUGUCUGAGCUGAGAGAGCAGAAAAAAGCCAUGAGGAGCUGCAGGCAGAGCAGGCAGGGGCGCUCCCUGCCUCAAAACUGAGUGACGAGCCAGCGCAGUUUCCUCCGUCCGGCCCCGCUUGAAACGUGUGUCAUACACCCAGACUCAUGAUUCAUCUCCUGGACUGCUCAAAACCUCUGGCUGCCCCAGAGCUGCUCUCCAUCGCUUACACCGGGGCUGGUCCAAGCAGCCCCCCCACGUCCAGGGCUUGGAGGAGAAGAUGGGAAUACUCUCUGUGGUCGGGAUCCUCCUGCUCUGCGCUGCUGGUGGCUGGGGGGGUAACAUCUGCACCACCCGUGGGGUGAACUCCUGCAAGCAGUGCCUGGCCGUGAGCCCCCUCUGCGCCUGGUGCUCUGCGGAGGUCUUGGCACAAUCAUCACCUCGCUGUGACCUGCAUGCCAACCUCCUGCAAAAUGGGUGCGGGCAGGACUACAUCGAGUACCCCACCAGCACCAUAACCAUCCUGGAGGACCGACCCCUCAGCAGCAAGGGCUCGGGGGGCUCCACCACCACCCAGAUGAGACCUCAGAAAAUACAGCUGAACCUAAGGCCGGAUGACUCCCAGAUCUUUCGCGUCCAAGUGCGUCAAGUGGAAGACUACCCUGUGGACAUCUACUACCUGAUGGACCUGUCCAAUUCCAUGAAGGAUGAUCUAGGAAAAAUCCAGAAUCUGGGCACCAAGCUGGCCAGUGAGAUGCGCAAGCUCACCAGCAAUCUACGCAUCGGCUUUGGGGCCUUUGUGGACAAGCCCAUUUCCCCCUACAUGUAUAUCUCUCCUCCGCAAGCCAUCACGAAUCCUUGCUAUGAGAUUGGAGAAACCUGCCUGCCCAUGUUUGGCUACAAACACGUCUUGUCGCUCACGGACGAGGUGACCCGUUUCAACGAGGAAGUGCAGAAGCAGAGCGUCUCACGGAACCGCGAUGCACCAGAGGGUGGCUUCGAUGCCAUCCUCCAAGCCACUGUGUGCGAUGAGAAAAUCGGUUGGAGGAAUGAUGCUUCCCACCUACUCGUCUUCACCACGGAUGCCAAGACCCACAUCGCGCUGGAUGGCAGGCUGGCUGGCAUUGUGACGCCCAAUGACGCCCAGUGUCACAUCGACAAGGAUAAUUACUAUUCUGCCUCCACCACGCUGGACUAUCCCUCUCUGGGCCUGAUGACUGAGAAACUCUCCCAGAAGAACAUCAACCUAAUCUUUGCGGUGACGGAUACAGUUGUUGGCCUCUACCAGAACUACAGUGAGCUGAUCCCAGGCACAACCGUGGGAACCUUGUCUAAAGACUCCAGCAACGUCUUGCAGCUCAUAGUGGACGCCUACGGGAAAAUCCGUUCCAAAGUGGAGCUGGAGGUGCGUGACCUACCUGAAGAGCUGUCCCUGGCCUUCAAUGCCACCUGCCUCAAUGAUGAGGUCAUCCCUGGCCUCAAGUCUUGCAUGGGGCUCAAGAUCGGGGACACGGUGAGCUUCAGCAUCGAGGCCAAGGUGCGAGGGUGCCCACAGGAGCGUCAGAAAUCCUUCACCAUCAAACCAGUGGGCUUCAAGGACAACCUGACGGUGGUGGUGAACUUUGACUGUGACUGCUCCUGUGAGAGCCAAGCCGAGGCCAACAGUUCAUCCUGCAGCCGAGGCAAUGGCACGUUGGAGUGCGGCGUGUGCCGCUGCAACGCCGGGCGCCUGGGCUCGCACUGCGAGUGCUCGGAGGAGGAGUACAACCCCUCACAGCAGGACAACUGCAGCCCUCGGCCAGGCCAGCCCCUCUGCAGCCAGCGCGGCGAGUGCAUCUGCGGGCAGUGCGUGUGCCACAGCAGCGACUUCGGGAAGGUGACGGGCAAGUACUGCGAGUGCGACGACUUCUCCUGCGUCCGCUUCAAGGGCCAGAUGUGCUCAGGCCACGGGCAGUGCAACUGUGGGGACUGUCUGUGUGACCCGGACUGGACCGGCGACAACUGCAACUGCACCACCCGCACCGACACGUGCAUGUCCAGCAACGGGCUGGUGUGCAGCGGCCACGGCUUCUGCGUCUGCGGCAAGUGUGAGUGCACCCAGCCCGGCUCCUACGGCGACACCUGUGAGAAGUGUCCCACGUGCCCAGAUGCCUGCACCAUCAAAAAGGAGUGCGUGGAGUGCAAGAAAUUUGAACGCAGAUCGCCGACGGAGCAGCAGUCUUGCAGCCGCAUGUGCCGUGAUGAAAUUGAGACAGUGCAGGAACUGGUUGACAGGGGCAAGGAUGCUGUGAACUGCACCUACAAGGACGAGGACGACUGUGUGGUGCGGUUCCAGUACUACGAGGACUCCAGCGGAAAGUCCAUCCUCUACGUUAUUGAGGAGCCAGACUGCCCGAAGGGGCCAGAUAUCCUGGUGGUCCUGAUGUCAGUCAUGGGCGCUAUCCUGCUCAUCGGCCUUGCUGCCCUACUCAUCUGGAAGCUUCUCAUCACCAUCCAUGACCGCCGCGAGUUUGCCCGCUUUGAGGAGGAGAAGGCAAGGGCUAGGUGGGACACGGCCAACAACCCUUUAUAUAGAGAAGCUACUUCUACCUUCACCAACAUCACGUACCGUGGGAACAUGUAAGGAUGCCGCAUGCAGGACUGGCAACGGGAUCAGCUGAGGAUCCAAGGGAUCUUCUGGAGUUCAGUUUACAGAAGAGCUUGUGUGUGUCUGCGUUUGUGAGUGUGUCUGUGUGUAAUUUAACAAUCCCUCGACUGCCUCCAAGGCCCUGCUGUCCGUCACCCCCCCGGUAACUGCAGGGAUGUGCUUUCCAUGGCAAACCUCUCAUCCUUACCUCGGUGGGUUGCCUCGCAAGAGCUGGCGGCCCCUCCAUACACUGAACAUGGGAGAAAUGGGACUUUCUCUGCCUGGCAAGUAUGUGAACUGUUAGGUGCUCAUUGGACCAAGUGGAUUUUUGGGAGUGGCUGCUUGAACCGAAGGCUGAGCUGCACUCUCCUUCUUGGUCCAUGCUGGUGAAGCUCUGCCCGUGUGGAGAGUCCCCUCGCUCACUGGACAGAUGCGGUUCCCUGGGUACAGGAGCCGUCUUCAUGGGGGACUACAUGAAGGCAGCUACACUCGCUGCCAGCUGGCAGGAGCCAUUGCCCGGCUUCGUGGGUCGAGGACAUCACCCAAGCAACCUGGAAACUCCCUGCUUCUUGCAGCCACACAUUUCUGGUGCUGCUGGUGGCCCAGGAUUGAGAAAAGCAAAUGCCCUGGCAUCACGGCGCCCUUCCUCAUUCUCUCCACAUGCGCUUAGUUUGCACCACUGGCCAACUGUAUGUAGCAUCAGCUGUGCUGGUCCCAGCUGCAGCCUGGCUCAGCCCCUGGGAUGGUGCUGAGCUCCCCACGUCCCCCUCCACCAUCACUGUACCAUGAAGCACGUGGAUGUGCAAGCAGCAGCCUGGGAGGGGUUGUGAUGCCUGUUAUGCCUUGAACCUGGCUGCCUUGUUCCACUUUCUGGGCUGUGUAACUGCACCACGCUUGGUUUCCUCUGUAGCUCAGGGUUCCAGAAAAUCAGACAGAGUUCAGGCCACAUCCUGCUGCCUGGGGCUGUGCAUCACCUGUGGUUUGUCCUCUGUGGGAAAACAAAAGUGCUGGUAGCAGAGUGGCUGUAACAGUGCUGCUGCCCGGUCUGCGCCCCAGUCCAAGUCUUGUGCCUCGGUUCUCCUCAAUUGCACCAAAAAAAAAGCAACAGAGACCCAAGGGCCCCAGCAGCGUGGUGGCUGUGUGUCUCCUGUCCCCAGCGGCGCGGGAGCAGGGGACAUGGCAGGGGCUGGCAGCGGUCACUGAUGCUGGGGUGGGAGCUGGGGCUGAGCCCCGGAGUGGGGGCGUUGGGUGAGCAGCAGCAAUGCACACCAUGAAAAUAAAGAAACCUCAA